Drosophila gunungcola (fruit fly) is the source of this 2896-nucleotide messenger RNA. Its product is annotated as zinc finger protein 420. Gene Ontology annotation, biological process: regulation of transcription by RNA polymerase II. The record is from RefSeq and is a predicted model, not a curated record. Gene Ontology annotation, molecular function: RNA polymerase II cis-regulatory region sequence-specific DNA binding; DNA-binding transcription factor activity; zinc ion binding. Gene Ontology annotation, cellular component: nucleus. Lineage: Eukaryota; Metazoa; Arthropoda; Insecta; Diptera; Drosophilidae.
AACUUGGCAUCACUGGUUUGUGUUUUAUGGUAUUUGUUUUGGUUAGUCUGACGCGUAAAGUUUUUCUCGGCUUAAUACUCCGUGGUUUUGGCCAUUAGCCGCAGCUUUCGAUUCCCACUGGAACGGGCAUCAUGGAGGAGGAGGCCGCCCAGUACUCGGUGCACGCAGUGUGUCGCAUCUGCCUGAAUCGCCUCCCGGAGAACGGCGGCAAACCGGGGUCCUUCGACCUGUUCCUGAUCCCCGGACUGGCCAAAAAGCUGUGCGUGUGCACCUCGUUGUCCGUGGAGCAGUCGGAUGGAUUCCCCAAGAGCCUGUGCACGCUGUGCUUCAACCGACUGGACGACCUGCACGAGUUCCAGAAGCUGUGUGUCGACUCGGUGCAGAAGUUCCAGGACAUGGUGGCCAGGAAUGUCUUCUGCUCGCCCGCCAGCUCGCAAAUCAAAACCUUCGAUGUGCUCAACGUGGCCGGGAACGAGGCUGAUUUGGCGGGCCAGGAGGAGGAGGAUCGCAUCAACUUUGAUCCGCUGCUGGAUCACAAAAUGGAGCUGAUCGAGAACGAGGAGGAUGUCUUCAAGAUGCUGGAGCACGUGGACAAGGAGGCCGAGCAGGUGGAGAAGGAGGUGAAACAGGACGAAAUGGAUGCCGCCGACCUGAUGACCAUUUUCGGGGCUGAUUCCUCGGAGGAGAGCGACGAAGAGUUCGAGCAAGGAGUGGACUUUGAGCCCAACAGCAGCGAUGGCGAUGAUGAUGUGCCUCUGGCCCAGCGCUUAAGGGAAAAUACCAGGGUGAAGCCCAAACCCAAGCGACUUCUUAUCAAGGAAGAGGAGCAGGAGUUCCUCUCACACUCCGAGGAGGAGCAGGAGCAGGAGCAGGAGGAGGAGGAACGAGGAAGGGGAAGGGGAGAAGACGAAGACCAGGCCAGGAGGAUUCCGCCCGGUGAACGCCACCUGCACCGCAUCAUCGACUGCCACAUCUGCCACCAGAAGUUUAAGAAGGCCAUCCGCUACGAGGAGCACAUGAAGCACCACAACGAUCUCCUGCCCUUCCAGUGCAAAGUGGAGACCUGCAGGAAAGGUUUUACCACCGCUGGCGGAUUGAGGCUUCACAUCGACCACGCCCACACGGAGCUAUCCGAGGUGCACUCCUGCAGUGUCGAUGGCUGCGGCAAGUCAUUCCCGCGCAUUCGCCUGCUCACGUUCCACAUGAAGAAGAUGCACGGCAUCUCCAAGGCGGCGGCACCGCCACGGGAUUACCCCUGCUCCGAGUGCGAUAAGGUCUUCCGCUGUCCCAUGGCGCUCAAGAAGCACAUGUACAAGCACGACGGCAAGGAGCUGCCGUUCCCUUGCAACAUAUGUGGCAAGCGUUUCGUGAUCAACAGUGCUUUAAAGGAUCAUCUAAUGAGGCACGCGGGCAUUAAGAACUACGUGUGUCCGUAUUGUGGUGUGGGAAAAACCACUAGGCAGGAGUGGAACACGCACAUCCUGACACACACGCAGGAGAAGAAGUUCAAGUGUCACAUAUGCGAACACGCCUCGCACAACAAGCAAAGUCUGGCCAACCACAUUAAGAUCGUCCACGAGAAGAUCAAGAACUAUGCGUGCCAGUACUGCGGGAAGACCUUCGGAAAAUCGCAUGCCUGCAAGAUUCACGAGAUGACGCAUACAGGAGAAAAACGCUGCGAGUGCAAGGUUUGUGGCAAAAAGUUUCUCUAUCCCAAGAGCCUGACCAAACACCUAAAAACACACGAGAAGCGGGUGUUACGGGCAAUCGAGACGUAUCGUCAGCGGCAGGUGGAGAUGGGUGAGUCACCUGGCGACCAGGUGGACAAUCCUCCAGCGCCACCUGUGGAGGGCGUGUCCAUCGAGCCGAUCAUGACCCAAAACGCCGCCGACGAAUUGCUCAAGGUGUGCGCCGAGUCCGUGGCCACCAUACCCAAAGAUCCACGCCGAGUGCAACGGGUGGACCUGGCCCAAUUGGCAGGCACCGCAGUGAAUCCCAUACCCUCGGUUUCAGUGCCCUCUUGGUCGCCGCAGGUGAACUUCACCAAGAAGGAGGGCAAGCAUAUCUGCCCUGGGUGUGGACAGGGAUUUAACAACAUUGGGAACAUGAAGCGCCACUACAAGAUCAUCCACGAGAAGGUCAAGGACUUUGCCUGCCGCUUCUGCCCGAAGAGAUUUGCGAAGGCCCAGACGCUGCGGCACCAUGAGUGGAUUCACACCGGGGAGAAACCAUUCGAGUGCAAGACCUGCGGCACCCAUUUCCGUCAGGAGACGGCACUGAAGCGCCACCAGCGCACCCACGAGAACCGUCCGCCCGUGAUCUCGCCCAAGUUCUAUGCCGCUCGCGAGGAGCUGGAGGAGCAGGAGCGCAGCAAGCGGGAGGCCAAGCGUCAGGCGGAUGCCAAGCGUCACGAGAUUGCCGAGGCGGCCAAGGAGCAGCUUUCCUCGCUGCACAAGCUGGAGAGCAGCGAUCGCAACCUGCACUCCUACGAUGAGUACCAGGAGGCGGCGGCGGAGCGAGCAGCUGCAUCCGCGGAACUCCAGGCCCAGCAAUUCGAAGAGUACGAGAUGAAGCGGCGGGCGGACGAGGAGCGGCGCAAGAUCAAGGAGGCUGCCUAUGAGCAACUGCAGCGGCUGCAGCAUCAGCAGGAGGUUGACAAAGCGCAGAGCUCCUACGAUGGCUACUACGCACAGAAGGCUCAUGCCGAUGGCACCAGUUUGGACGCUUUGAAACUCGACCAUGUCUGAGAUCUAACCAGCGUUUAACGCUGUCUAAGGUGGAUGAUGAAAAGUAGAUUUCUAAUGAAAAGCAAUACCUUGUAAUCCUUAUAAGAACAGUAUGUAUAAGAUGGAUAUAGCAUAGGCUUAAGCAAAAAAUACAUUUACAUGAAAUUAAA